Molecule: messenger RNA, 747 nt
Organism: Paecilomyces variotii
Lineage: Eukaryota; Fungi; Ascomycota; Eurotiomycetes; Eurotiales; Thermoascaceae
Exons: 1
Coding region: 1-747 (248 amino acids)
Source: RefSeq, a predicted model, not a curated record
AUGACAGACCAAGAUGAACGGUUCAGACAGGAGGUUCUAGAGGCAUUCAAUGCAGGGCUCCGCAAUAUCUACAGCGAAGUAGACAAGGUGGAUGUAUUAGUUUCCAUCAACAGUUUCAGCUUUCACUUUACCAAUGAUAUCUCCCCCAGACCUUCGCCAGAGUCCGAAGAGAUCCAACAACAAUUGUGUGUACUGUGGAGUAUGUUUCUGGAAACAGCAAAGAUACUUGAAGAGGGACACCCUUUUCAAGAAAAGCUUCUUUCAUUACUUCUGUGGACGAAGGAGUUUGACUCGCUUCAUAGAAGCAUCCAUUGUACAGAGACUGUCGCCUGCGCCUGGGACUUAUACCGUUUUGGCGAGAGCUUGCAAGCUACAUGGGAAGAGGUCAUCAAUACUGGCACUACCUCGCAGCAGUGCAACCUUGCUUCCUUUUCAGCUAAGGUCCUGUCAGCGGGCAUCUGUCGAGAUGAAAUUUCUCUAACAGCACUCCGGUAUCUGCGCGAAGCUCUCGAGACAGAUGAAGAGGCGAAGACAAUCGCACUGCUUCCUGCAGCUGCGGUUUGGAUCGAUGAUUCUCGCCACAUGCUUCUCGCCUUCUCAGUUCAAAACAGAUUCUAUGGGGAGCAGUUCAAAGUUCACCUGGCAACUCCCGGGGAGCUAGCACGGAGAGCGAAUAUCUCCCAGCGAGGCUUUAGCCUGAAAAGAUGGCUUUUCUGGAGAGAGCGCCUAAAAAAAACUCAGUCAUAG